Episyrphus balteatus (marmalade hoverfly) is the source of this 1497-nucleotide messenger RNA. RefSeq names its product odorant receptor 2a-like. The transcript is spliced from 3 exons. Bases 277 to 1467 code for a protein of 396 amino acids. NCBI's taxonomy places the organism in Eukaryota, Metazoa, Arthropoda, Insecta, Diptera, Syrphidae. Gene Ontology annotation, molecular function: olfactory receptor activity; odorant binding. Gene Ontology annotation, biological process: detection of chemical stimulus involved in sensory perception of smell; sensory perception of smell. Gene Ontology annotation, cellular component: plasma membrane. The record is from RefSeq and is a predicted model, not a curated record.
UGUUAUUUUCUUCGAUAGAUUAUUCUGUAUUUUUUUGUUAUUAGGUAUAUCGGGGUUGUAAAUAAAGUAAAAGAUAGAAGUGACCAAGUUCAGUUGUAGAAUAAUGUUCAACAGUAACGUAAAACUUCAAGAAAAUAAAUGCAUUUGGAUAAGAAAAAAAAAUCUCUUAGGAAUUCCCAUACGUCUUCAGCUGUUGAUAUAAAGCGAUGCUCAUAGCAUUUCCCAGAACUCUGUAAACUCUGCUCAUUCGUUAAACGCCUUCCUUUUUUCCUAAAAAUGGAACUAGAAACGUCGUCAUCAAUAAUUUCAAAAUAUUCUACCAACAGAGCCGUUACUCUUCAUACAUACGAAGCUUUUAAGUAUCAUUGGUUUGUUUGGCAGUUUUGUGGAUUAAAAUAUCCGAAAAAUCACAAUUGGAAGUUACUUUACACUGUUUAUGCAAUUAUUCUUAAUGCAACCGUAACUUUGUUUUUCCCACUCACACUUAUUGUAAAUUGCUUUCUUUCGGAAAAUUUUACAGAGCUUUGUGAAAAUCUGUAUAUUACAAUAACAGACGUUAUUUGUAAUUUGAAAUUUUUGAACGUUUUCAUAGUGCGUAAAAAACUACUUGCUGUAAAGGACAUUCUAGAUAGAUUGGACACUCGGGCUAAAACUGAUGAUGAAAUACAUGCCUUGCGAAUGGGCAUAAGAUCAGCUCAUAAGUGUUUUUGCAUUUUUGCUAUAAUGUUUGGAUGUGCUAUUAUCACUAGUCAAUUGGUUGUGUAUUUAUCGAGUGAGCGGACUCUAAUGUAUCCUGCUUGGCUUCCACUGAAUUGGAAAACUUCUUAUCGUGAUUUUUUAAUUGCACAUUCGUAUCAAGUUUAUGGGUUAACAGUGCAGGCAAUUCAAGACUUGGGCAAUGAUACAUAUCCACAGGCAUACUUGAGAAUUCUUUGUGCUCAUAUCGAGGCUUUGUCGUUAAGGAUUUCAAAAUUGGGUAAUAAGAAAGGAAUGAAUUCGAAGGAAGUCAACAAGGAGCUAAUUGAAUGCAUUAAAGAUCAUCAGAUCAUUAUUGAGUUGCACAAAACUAUACAACAAAUAAUUUCAACAGCUUGUUUGGCUCAAUUUAUGUGCACUGGACUAGCUCAAUGUACAAUAGGUGUUUACAUGCUCUACGUCGGAUUGGACUUUUCGAAACUUUUAAAUAUUGUUAUAUUCUUUACUGCUGUAACUUUUGAGAUUUUUAUUUUGUGUCAUUUUGGUGAUCAACUUUGCCAAAGAGCCGAACAAUUGACUGUAGCUAUUUAUUCUUGUAAUUGGAUGGAUCAGAAUAAGAAAUUUAAACAGGCACUUUUGUUGCUUUUGAAGCGAUCGCAGAGACCACUUGUUAUAAUGGCUGGUGAUUUGAUACCACUUAAAUUGCCAACUUUUGUUCGGGUCAUGAAGACAGCUUACUCGACAUUUGCUGUACUAAGUGAAGUUAAAUAAAUAAGAAGAUAAAUCGAUUUGGUAUUAUAG